AUGGACAGCGAAAAAUUCGAGAUGACAGUGCAGGUUGCCGAUGCCGCGCCUCCACGAGAUCUGCGCGGCCCAGUGGAGUCUGUCGAAAAGCAGACUCGUACGCGACGUCUGUUUACUCCGGCACAGCUCUUCAGCUUCUCGUUCAUGUAUUUCGUGACAUGGCAAGCCAUGGGAACAAACAUGUACUUCGCCCUCGUCAAUGGCGGGCCGGCUGCAUACUUGUUCAACUUCAUCUUGAUCGCGAUCGGAGUCCUCGCACAGGCCGCCUGUCUUGCCGAAUGCGCCUCGAUCCUGCCAAUGGCAGGCGCGCAAUACUACUGGACCUUCUACUUUGCGACUCCAAAGUACAAGCUGUUCCUUACGUGGAUGCAGGGCUGGGCGACUUGGAUGGGCUACGUCUCGUGCCUGGCAUCCUCCCUCAAUAAUUCUGCCGUCGUCCUCAAGGCCACUAUCCAGAUCCAUUACCCGGACUAUGAGAACGGCGGCUGGCAUACGACGCUCAUGGUGAUGGCAGCGCUGCUUUUCCUCACCACGGUCAACGUGUGGUUCUUUCGUGCGGUGCCCUGGUUCGAGCUCGCUGCCGGCCUUCUCAACAUCUGCUUCUUCUUCAUCACCGUUGUCGUGCUGUGGAUAAUGUCCCCACGAAACGACCCUAGCUUUAUGCUCAUAACGUCGAAUGUCGCGGGCUGGGACAAUUUCAUCUCCUGGAACGUUGGGAUGCUCACUCAAGUAUGGAUGUUCAUUGGAUUCGAAAGUGUGACGCACAUGGGUGAAGAAGCCAAAGAUGCAACGCGUUCUGCUCCACGGGCCAUGUUCUGGUCCAUUGUGGCCAAUCAGGUCUUAGGCCUUUUCAUGGUCAUUACCUACAUCAUCACCAUGCCGCCACUGGAGGACAUGUUGAAUGCAUCCAAUCCUUUCGUGUAUCUUGUGGUCACUUCCACUGGAUCCCCAGCGGUGGCCACCGUUAUCGCCGCGGGCGUCGUGAUAACGGGCUUCUUCUGCGCCAUGUCAGUGUUCUCCUCCACAACGCGCAUUACUUGGGCCUGGGCCAGAGACGGUGGCUUGCCAAGCCUCUUCGGCCACGUCGACAGCAAGACCCGCGUGCCCCAGCGCGCUGUUCUCCUGACCUGCACAAUCGUCACGCUGCUCUCGCUACUCAACAUCGGGGCAGACACUUACGUCGCGCUGGGCGCCGUGACUUCUCUCUCCUCCCUCGCGAUAUACUUCAGCUACGCCGUUGUCCUCUCCGUCAUUCUGCACGCGCGGCUCACCAUGGGCAUGCCGGUGUCCGCGUGGAGUACAGGCAGGCUCGGCACUCCCCUGAACGUCUUUGCGCUCGUGUACACGCUGUACGUGAUGGUAUGGCUGCCCUUUCCGACCGCGGUGCCGGUCACGGCGGUGUCGAUGAACUAUUGCGGGCCGAUCUUCUUGACUGUCAUCUUGGGUGCUGUGGGCGCGUGGGUUGUGUGGGCGGGGAGGCACUGGGCUGGGCCAAAUCAGAGUGUUGCCAAGGUCGUCUUGGAGAGGGCGCGCGAAAGCUGAAGAGCAUGAGCCCGGGUAAGAGCCGUUGAGCCUGUAGGCUGGUUAUGGGAGGCAGCCGGUGAUGGUCAGUAGGUUGCAAGGUUAACGUGCCACGACUCUGUUGGUAUGGUAAUAAUGACCAGGGAGCCGACUUGGCGAUGGUAGGGCAGAUCCAGCGAUCCGUAGUUCCCACACGUGCUAGAUUAUUCAGAGUCUUACGCAUGUAAGUGUCGAUUUGGGGAUCUCUGUUGUGCUGAGUGAGCGCCAGGUAGCCGCGUCAGCAGUGGUAAAGAUCCCGAGUGGCUUGAGUCUGACGGCUACCUCGAUACAGCAUGUUUGGUUGUCUUGAGGGAUGAGUAACGUGGUUUGUCGUAUAAGCCACAAGGCGAGCUGAUGGCAUUUUGACACAGAAGUCGG
Molecule: messenger RNA, 1938 nt
Organism: Microdochium trichocladiopsis
Lineage: Eukaryota; Fungi; Ascomycota; Sordariomycetes; Xylariales; Microdochiaceae
Product: amino acid permease
Exons: 5
Coding region: 1-1542 (513 amino acids)
Biological process (GO): transmembrane transport
Cellular component (GO): membrane
Molecular function (GO): transmembrane transporter activity
Source: RefSeq, a predicted model, not a curated record